Messenger RNA from Paramecium pentaurelia, 2480 nucleotides. The record is from the annotation of a GenBank genome assembly. Lineage: Eukaryota; Ciliophora; Oligohymenophorea; Peniculida; Parameciidae.
AUGAAACGUCGUCCAUAAAGUGCCAUUAUAUCUAAAAUGAUAAGAGAGAGAUAAGAAUCAGCAAUAAAUACGUAAAAAUGUAAUUCUAAUAGAGUUCAUAAAUGAUUUAUUCAAAAAAGCAAACUCCAUAAUAGGUAGCCCCAAAAGAGUAUUUUGAAGAUCAAGAACAAUUAUAUUUUGUAAAUUUGUAAUUGAAAUAAUAAUGCAAUGAAUAUAAAUUUGAAAAUUAAAAACUCAAAGCCUAAAUAGCUUAAUUAAAAGUAUAGUAAAUAUUUAGUAUAGAAAUAAAUCAUAAAGAUAGAGAAACUAGAUAAAUAUUAGGUAAAUUGUGAUCCUCUUGGAGUAAUUUAAAGUGGAGAGGGUAGUAUAGUACCUAUUUUAAAGGCUAAAGUAAAGGAAUAGCGUAAUUAAAUUGAAGAACUAUAAACUGAUUUGCAUUAAUAGUAUAAGUCUGUUAAAUUAACAAAAUUAUCAGAAUUAUAAAGAGAAAUUUAGAAUUAAUAGAAUGAAAUUAUGAAACUUAAAUAAGUAAUUUAAUCUGCCCUUAAUAUUAAUGAUUAAGAGUAAAUUAUGAUAUUUAAUAUUAAGUUUAGUAAAUGAUCCAAAUGUUAUUGAAAAGCUAUCAAAAUUUACAAUAACAGUACAUUAAUAAGAGAAUUCAAUUUAAUUAUUAAUAAAAUAAAAUGAUAAAUUAAAAAUGGAAUAUUAGGAAAUGUCUAAUGAUAAUGCUAAAUUAAUUGAAGAAAUGAAAUAAUUGAAUUUUGAGAAAAUUAAUUAUAAAAAACAAUUAGAAGAAUAAACAAUAACUGAAAAUGAGAUGUAUUAAUAAAAGAAAAGAGAAUUUUUAGAAAUGAAAUUAGCGUAUUGAUAUUGUAAUUUAUAUAAAAGUGCUACAUUAAAGUAAUUAGAUACAUUAAAGGGUGAGUUAUCAUUAUAUGAGAAUAAGUGUAAAAUACUAUAGAAAUAAAUAAAAGAUUAAGAAAAAGACUUUAAAUAGACAAUAAUGGAAUUAUAAAAAUAAAAAUAAAAUUUAGAAGAUUUAUGCAAUAAAAAAGAUAUAAUAAUGUAAUAUAAACAAUAAUAUUUUAGUUAAGACUUAAAUGAUAGAAUCAAUAUUUAGGAUUUAUUAAAAUAAAAAAAUUCACCUAAACCAUCUGAUUCUCCUCUUACAUUGUAACUCAAAAAGUCUUUCUUUCCUCCUACAACCUAUAGAGAUUAAAUAACUUAAUUUCCAGAAAAUUAAUUAUCAAAUAUUAAUUAAGAUAUUAAUUGUAGACCUAUUGAUAAGAAUAAAUUAGAAGUAUUAUUUUAAUAAUUAAAAUUCAAAAUCAUCUCUUAAAAAUUAACAAAAGAAAGAAUUCAUUUUACAUUUCAUAACAAAGAAUUCAUAUAAUUAGGAGAUGCUAUAUAAAUUUUUAUGAAUGCACCUUAUAAUUUUUAAAAAUCUGAUUCAUUAAUACUUUGUAGAUAUCUUAUUGGAGAGGAUCAAGGAUUCUCUAAUUAAAUAUAAUGGUAAGAUACAUAAGAAGUUAGAGAAAUUAUUGAUUAACUAUAUAAUCAUCCAAAAAUUAAAUCUUAAUAUGUAUAUAUAUAUAUUUUAAUAUAAUAGUUAACAUUUUAGACAAUUUUGAAAUAGAAUUUCUAUUCUAAAGCAAUUAAUCAAAAAUUAAUUCAAUGUAAUAUACCAAAUAAAAUAUAUAAUAAAGAUGAUUUGAUAUUGCUAUUAAAAAAUAACUUUAAUUUCACUUAUGAAUAAAUAGAUUAUAUGUUGAUGAUAAAUUAUUUAUAUUCAAAUGAAGUUGAUAAUAUCAAUAUAAAUGUUCUAAGUAAAUUUAUAUAACAAGAAUGUGAUCUAUAAACUACUCUUCAUAAUUUAACAUAUGUUUGUUUAGAUUCUAUUAGAUAUAUUCCAAAGAAGAUCAAUAAAGUUUCAUAUUCAGAUGAUGAAGAAUUUAAUUAUCCUGUAGUUGAAAGUAAAGAUAAGUAAUCUAAAUAACAAUAAAGAGAUGAUUCAAAAUUUAAACCAAAUGAAUAAUCAAAUUAAAUUUAAAAUAUAAUUAUAAGUGAACAAUACUUAACUUUUUCAUGUAUAAUUUUUAAAUAUAAUAGAAUUUAAAACUUGUGAAUAAUAACUAAAAAGUUCUGAAUCUAGAAAACCUAGCAAUCAUAAUAAUAACAGUAGUGAUAUUUUCUAAUAUAGUCAAUCAUUAUUACCUCUAGCUACUUUAAAAAGACCAUCAGAUAAUUAAUAAAUGACAUCAGAUAAUUCUAUUUAAUUUAAUAUUACAAAUUAAUUCUAAUCUCCAUAGAAAAAUAAGUAAAGAAUAAAUUAAAUUAAUGAAUUUCAAACUGGAAAAGAGAUUUUUGAUUAAAAAAAUAUUCAAUAUAAUAUUGAUAAUGAUACAUAAAUUACUGAUAUAAAUAAAAAAGAGGAUGAUUAUUAUGAGGAAAUCUUAGAGGAAUACAUUGAAGAAUUAUGA